CCGAGAAUUGAGCUGCUGCGUUUCUUAGAACUGGAUUCACAGAACUGGAGAUGCUCAGAGUUUCGAGGAAACUUUCACAAGAUUUGGACAUGAUGGCCACGACUGCAAACGGCUGCAUUCAGUUCACGCGGCACGCGGGCGACGUCCUGCACAACUUCAACUGUCUCCGCAGCAGGAACAUCCUGACCGACGUCACCAUCCAGGUGGACAGACAACAUUUCUACGCCCACAGAGCCGUCCUGGUGGCCUGCAGUGGCUUCUUCUACUCAGUGUUCAUGGAGCCAAAGAAUGCGAAUCUUCACGCCAUCACCUUGGACCCGAAGCUUGACUCCAAGAGCUUCUCCAUCCUGCUGGACUUCAUGUACACGUCCUUCCUGACCCUGAAGGAGAGCAUGAUCGUCGGCAUCAUGAAGGCGGCCGUCUAUCUCCAGAUGGAUCAUGUCGCCGACACCUGUCACCGGUUCAUCAAAUCCAGGGAGACCUGUGUGAACAUGGAACCGCUGCAGUUGAGCGUGCUACAUGAGAAAACUCCCGAUUUAAAGGAGGCAGACUGCAUCCAGAAGCACGCGGCAUCCACGCGCCAGGAGAGUCAGACGUUCAAUGUUUUCAGAGGAAUCAAUACCACCGGUGCUUGCUACGUCUACAGUGACCUUGAGAUCUCCUCCUCCCCGAGGCUGGAGGACAGCAUGAGAAGAGCGCAGAACAUGUGCUCCCAGGUGCCCGACAGGCUCUACUCAGUGCCCAGUUUUCCCAACAACGGACAGUCAGGCCCUCACCAGAACCUUCAAGGUUCUGCUGCCCCGGUGGAGGAAGAAGCAGCUCAGCGUCCUCAGCCCAGCUGCCUGAGGUUCUCCCCAGGUUUCAACAAGGGUGUGAUCUGCAGCCCUCAGAGCCCCCUCAGGUCCGACUGCCAGCCCAACUCCCCGACGGAGUCCAGCAGCAGCAGAAACGCCUCCCUCAGCCUCAAGCGAUCGUCCGACUGCACCAAAGACAGCAAGGCCCGCAACUGGAAGAAGUACAAGUUCAUCAUCAUGAACCAAAGUCUUCACGACGAGGCCAAGGACGCUGGCGGAGAGAGUGAGGAGGUGUCGCGCAGCGCCGACGUCCAGGGCGAGGAUGCCAGCGUCCAGCAGAGGGAGGAGUCCUGCGUGUCCAGGGCCAGCAGCAGCAACGGCAGCAGCAGCAACGGCAGCAGCAGCGUCAGCCCCUGCCGCUGCUCCUCCUGUGGCUGCGACAGCCCCCGCUGCCUGGAGACCAACCCGCUCUCCCCUGAGGCCUACAGCCGAGACGCCGCCAACAAGAGGCACUUGGACUUCUCCACCUCCAGCUGUGGAACCAACUUCUUUUGCAACAGCUGUGACUCCAAAUUCCCAGACGAGGACUCCCUGAAGGAGCACAUGGUCCACGUGCACAGCGACAAGCCGUACAAGUGCGACUGCUGCCAGGCCGCGUUCCGCUACAAGGGCAACCUGGCCAGCCACAAGACGGUCCACACUGGCGCUAAACCGUAUCACUGCAACAUCUGCGGGGCCCAGUUCAACCGACCGGCCAACCUGAAGACCCACACCCGCAUCCACUCCGGGGAGAAGCCGUACAAGUGCGAGACCUGCGGCUCGCGCUUUGUCCAGGUGGCUCAUCUUCGUGCCCAUGUCCUAAUUCACACUGGAGAAAAGCCAUACCCAUGUGAGACCUGCGGGACGCACUUUCGCCACCUGCAGACCCUUAAGAGUCACAUGCGCAUUCACACCGGCGAGAAGCCUUAUCAUUGCGAAAAAUGCGACCUACACUUUCGACACAAGAGUCAGCUCAGGCUUCACCUCCGACAGAAGCACGGCGCCGUCACCAACACCAAGACGCAGUACCAGCGGGCCGCCAGUGAGGUCGCCACGGCGCCGGUUUGCUGAGCCUCUUCUGAAAAUGUACACAAAAAAUUAUAUUUUGCAAAUAUAUCCUUGUUUAAAAAAAGCUCAUUAUAUUAUAUAUAAGGUCUUUGCUAUUUCAAAGUUAUAGAGUUUAUACUUUUUUGUGAAAGUCUAACAACUGAAUGUACGUUUCAAUGUGACUGUAAGAUGCUUUAAAUAGCGUAAUUGUUCAUAAAAUAAUAUAUUCUCGGAGCGCCAUCUGCUGGCAGAGCAUGGGAUUCACGUAUUAACUGCUUACAGUGGGCUUCACUGAAUGUCAUUAAGGUUUUAUUUUUGCCAUGGUGCACUGUACAGAGCUGUCUAUAGUGUAUAUAUUUUCCAUAUUACAGAGGCUUUGGUUGGUCAUUUGCACAUAAAAGCUGAUCACUUUAAUGGUUUCAAAUAUUCCUGAAAGUAUCCCCAGCACUUUGUGACAGCUUUGGUGCUGCAACCCACCACAGAGACGGUAUUAACUUUUAUGAAUUUGUACAACCUGCUUUACAUAUAGUGCCUUAUAUUCACACUUGUCCACUUAAACUAAUGAUGUGCUACGAUGCUGACAAUGUGAAGCCACAUGUAGACACCAACUGCUUUUCUUUCUUUUUUUUUUUAAACGCGUCUUUGUUUUGAUAUGUUUAAAAAUGUGUCAAGAAUUAUGCAGAUUUUCAUCAUUAAGCUUUUUGAUCACCAGACCUCAAGCUGAAACGCUCAGGAAAGAUAGAAAUAUUUAAGCAGAUGUCUUUGUGAAUACAGAAUAUAUAUAUAUAUAUAUAUAUAUUAAAAAAAAUAAA
Synchiropus splendidus (mandarinfish) is the source of this 2692-nucleotide messenger RNA. Its product is annotated as B-cell lymphoma 6 protein homolog. Gene Ontology annotation, cellular component: nucleus. NCBI's taxonomy places the organism in Eukaryota, Metazoa, Chordata, Actinopteri, Syngnathiformes, Callionymidae. Gene Ontology annotation, molecular function: RNA polymerase II cis-regulatory region sequence-specific DNA binding; protein binding; DNA-binding transcription factor activity, RNA polymerase II-specific. The transcript is spliced from 8 exons. Bases 51 to 1904 code for a protein of 617 amino acids. The record is from RefSeq and is a predicted model, not a curated record. Gene Ontology annotation, biological process: regulation of transcription by RNA polymerase II.